AUGGCACAGUGGGGAGAUAAGAGAACUAUACAGUUCAUUCAUUUGUACAGAGACUACGAAUGUCUUUGGAAGCCGACUAGCCCGCUUUACAAAAACAAAAUAGCACGUGCCAAUGCCUACACCAAAAUACAAGAAGGAUUUAGUAUGACUCAAGAAAAAAUUAAAAAAAAAUCAAAAGUCUGCGAAGUACUUAUCAUCAAGAAAAGAAUAAAGUGGAAAAUUCAAAACGAUCCGGAGCUGGAUCCAGUGAAAUUUAUAAACCCAGUUUGA
Messenger RNA from Parnassius apollo (apollo), 270 nucleotides. The record is from the annotation of a GenBank genome assembly. NCBI's taxonomy places the organism in Eukaryota, Metazoa, Arthropoda, Insecta, Lepidoptera, Papilionidae.